Lasiosphaeria miniovina is the source of this 771-nucleotide messenger RNA. RefSeq lists its product as uncharacterized. The transcript has 4 exons. The record is from RefSeq and is a predicted model, not a curated record. Bases 1 to 771 code for a protein of 256 amino acids. NCBI's taxonomy places the organism in Eukaryota, Fungi, Ascomycota, Sordariomycetes, Sordariales, Lasiosphaeriaceae.
AUGGCGGCACGGUUAACCCACAAGACAUUUACCAUCGUGGUUGCAGCAGCGCUUCUCGCAUCGUCGUCAUCACCACGCCACUUCCUCACGCGGGCAUACCACUUCAACUACGGCGUAUCCUUCCGGCACCCGUGCCUUAAGGAGGCAUCGACAUCCGGGCGGGCAGCCGUGCCGUUCACGCCGCUGCUCGUCGAGCCGCCGACGCUGGUGUACGCGGAGGCUGUGGCGGCGCUCAUCGUGCGCGUGCAGGCUGGGGCAUGGCCAGGCCGGACGGCACUGCAAGACCUGCACACGCAGCGGCUUGAGCUACGAGGCAACCUGUCGUGCCCUGCGGACCUAUUUGACGACUUUCCGGCCACUCUCGCGGUCUGUGCGCCCGUCGUGGCUAGCGAGACAGAAAAGUACAGCAGCAUCAAGACGGAAAAGUUCAAGCUGCAGCCCACCUCGGGCAACACGAGCCUGCCGUAUACGUCGACCCUCAAUGUUCGCGAUAUAGAGGCGCAGAAGCGCAAGGCAGCCGUGGCUAUGUUUAUUAGCCACCCCCAGACCCCUGGGGACCGCAGCCAGAUCACCCUCUUUGGGCCGAGCGAAUAUCGGCGAUACGGUUCCUUCUCCGUCGUCGUCGUCGUCGUCGUCGUCGUCAUCGUCGUCGCCGUCGUCGUCGUCGUCUUCCUCUCUGCCUUCGACGAACUCUCCGUCUCCUUCUACCAUCAGUACUGGAACUGCCACCUCUGCAACAGACUCGCCGCGAUCAACAAAUGCUGCGAAUAG